CCAGUAGAAUGUCCCAGGCAGAAGUCUAUUUUAGUGAGGCAUUCACAUGGGCGUAAGAACCUAUAAAUCUGAAUGAUUUUCCUCUAUCCACCUCCAGCUAGUUGACUUUUGUCAGCUUGACUUUUCUUCCUCAAAAAGAAACAGGACUCACAAGGACAAAUGGCUGAUGGGCAAGUGAUGCUACAAAUGAAAUAAAUAUGAACAUUUGACAGUUCUAUUAAAAUAGUUUUUACAUUUAAGUAACUUCUUGCCAUCUUUCUUUUUUUCUCCUCAACAGACCGGUAAGUUUCAAAAUAUUCAAACAAAUCAUGAUCUUUGUAUUAUAUUUUUCUUAUUUGCACUUGUAUACCCUUCACUAUACCCCCAUCUGAGUCAGAAAGGAAAACAUGGCUUAAUCUUUUAAACCCCCAGCACAGUCAGAUACCAUUACUGUGAGGGGAAAAAAACAUGCAGUGCUUCCUAAAAACAAUGACAAGAAUCACAUUAAACUAGUACUUUUCCAAAAACAAAAAACUAGUGACCAGAAACUUGGUAAAACUAGAAUAAACACUGGUAGCACUUUUCUAAGAUGGAGAAAGUGAUUACUGAAAUGGGAUUGAAGUUAGACAUGGAAGCAAAGUUAGCAACGUACCUCUUGAACGUGUAUGUACAUGCAAUCUGUAUAAGGCACUGAUACCUUUACCACUUACAGAGCGAGGUAAGGUAAUGCUUUGGAUGAACCAAAAGUAUGUAAUGCUAGCUGACUCCUGUGCUGCUAAUACUGCUAACUAGCUAGCAUGAUCAGCUGGAAAACUCAUAGGAGCUAAUUACAAAAAAAGGACCACAAAGGCACUCUUGACUAUUUUCACAAAUCAGUAUGAGCCAAGUUUCAUUUGUGUACAGUGCUAUAACUUGGAUAUCAAGCAGUUGAAUGGGGAAGUGAGCAAAGCCACAUGUUAUGCUAAAAUGCUAACACCAUCAGCCACCUAAUUGCUGGCCAUCAGAGAUUCUGGGAAUGUACCUUUGUGUACAUGAGGGGAAAUGGGAGGUGAGUUUAAUAAAUAAGAAAAAGAAGUUUCAGUGUUGUACUUUGACUACUUAAGCACUAGGGCACCACUUUUCACUAAAUCUUAAUCCUAUCACUAAUCACCUUUAAUGCAUGUGUACAAAACAGUAAUGGAUAAAUGAGGUUCGAAAUAAUUGUAACAUUUUGUCCAAUCCAUAUCAUAUUGAAUAUGUGUCUUAUGAAUCCCUCAGAAAAAGUCCAAGAUUUCCUCAGGACGUCGGCUUGGGUUGAAGAUAAAGAUGCUAAACACAGCCCAGGAGAUGCUCAUAGUAGAGCAGGAAGAAAAAAGGAAAGAGAAAGAGGUCACAAUGAGUGAGAGGGUUCCACCUCUAAAGCUCUCGGGUCUGUCUGUCCAGGAACUGCAGGAUCUUUGCAGGGAUCUACAUCACAAGAUUGAUGUAAUUGAUGAGGAGCGCUACGAUACGGAAGUUAAGGUGUCCAAAAAUGAAAAAGAGAUACAGGAAAUGACUCAUAAGAUCAUCGAGCUGAAGGGCAAAAUGAAGAGGCCUACGCUGAAGAGAGUUAAGAUCUCGGCCGAGGCUAUGCUCAGUGUCCUCCUGGGGGCCAAACACAAAGAGUCCAUCGACUUCAAAGCCAAUCUGAAAACAGUGAAGAAGGAGGAGGAGAAGAAAGAGGAGGUGACUGACUGGCGUAAGAACGUGGAGGCCAUGUCUGGUAUGGAAGGCAGGAAGAAGCUGUUUGAUGCUGGUAAAUAAAAGGGCACUGAUGAACUCAAUAUUUAGUGUCUGAUACUUGGCUUCUGACUGAGAGCUACAUGAAGAUGAUGAUUGAAAAAAAAUUGCUGAAGGUUUUCAUCAAAAUUAGAGUAUGAUGAUCCUAAGUAUUGACUUCUAUUGUGAUGUGAAAUAGCAUUAUGAAUUUUUUUUCUUACCUUAUUUUCUAAGGCAUGCUUUUAGAGAACAGUAAUAAUUAUUUGUAUAACAUGCUUUAUAAAUGUUGGAAUUGUAUAUGGAGAUUAAAAGUGUAUUAAAUGUAAAAAUGCAUGUGUGUGAUGCUAUCUGAUGUUCUUGUAAACUAGACACUGCAGUUCCUGUUUGAACCUAAUGGUGGUGGCCUAAUCCCACUGAGUAAAUCCAGCAGCGUGUUAGAGUCCGGUGCCUCUCAAUGUUCUGUUAAGAAACUAACAUACAUGUAACAUACAUGUACUUGAACUUGAACAUUUAAUUUUGUUAGAAAUCAUGUUAGAACACUUCUAAUAUAAUUGAAUUUAAUGUUCAAGACUAAAGUGAAUUGUUUAACCUUGUAAUUAAAAUCUCCUGCUUUUA
Messenger RNA from Ictalurus punctatus (channel catfish), 2331 nucleotides. RefSeq names its product troponin I, slow skeletal muscle. The coding region runs from base 1285 to 1761 and encodes 158 amino acids. Gene Ontology annotation, cellular component: troponin complex. Lineage: Eukaryota; Metazoa; Chordata; Actinopteri; Siluriformes; Ictaluridae. The transcript is spliced from 7 exons. The record is from RefSeq and is a predicted model, not a curated record. Gene Ontology annotation, biological process: muscle contraction.